This is a messenger RNA of Pongo pygmaeus (Bornean orangutan), 2633 nucleotides long. Its product is annotated as sialic acid-binding Ig-like lectin 9. Gene Ontology annotation, cellular component: plasma membrane. The transcript has 10 exons. Gene Ontology annotation, molecular function: sialic acid binding. Gene Ontology annotation, biological process: cell adhesion. Lineage: Eukaryota; Metazoa; Chordata; Mammalia; Primates; Hominidae. Bases 588 to 1781 code for a protein of 397 amino acids. The record is from RefSeq and is a predicted model, not a curated record.
GGUAUCCCCAUGCAAGGAGGUUGGUGAGGCCUCGGGGGACUCCCAGUUCAGCAAAUCGGUUAGCCUUCCUCUACCUCAGUCACUUUCCCGUGAGGCACUCCGUGUUUGUGUACACGGUUAUUCCGUGUGUCGGUCAGUUCAUCGGGCGCAUCUAGAGUCAUUGAAAACAGUAAUAGGAAGUCAAACAAACUCGCUUGAUGCAAAAAUUCAGGAGGACAUUCGGUUUUUAAGGAAAUAGUGCUGAGGAAGGACCAGGCUGGAGCUCUUUGGAACCUCAGACUGGGAGAACUCUGCCAUGUGGCCACCCCAGAUGAAAAUGAAACAAGAAAAUAGAGAUAUUAUUUUUCAAAUUGGUGGCUUGAUCACCUGAACAAAUUUGAGGAGGAAACAGAGGUUGGCUAUCAGCUAUUGUUCCAGCUCAGACUUCAUCCUCUUUCUCCUGGACUGUUGCUUCCUCCUCACUGCAGACCCAGAGGGACCUUUGGAACACCCAAACCCGUUCUCCUAUGGACAGACCAAUCUGAGGUCAGAGUUAGCAGCAGGAUACAUCCUGGUCCUCUCUUGCCCCUGAGAUCUCGCUGGGGCUGAUGGCACUGCCACUGCUAUGGUUGGGGCUACUUUCUCAUGUUUUGAUGGAAGUCAAGAAGAUACCAGUGGAAGAGGGGCUGUGCACUACAAUCCCUUGUGCAUUUGAAUUUCCCAAAGAACCCCCAGGCAAUUCCGUGAUCAUGCGCUACUGGCUCAACAAAAACAUCAGCUCCCUGGUAGCAACAAAUAAACCCAAUGCUACCGUUGGUGAUAACACCAAGGACGAAUUUUACAUGACUGGGAAUCUUGAUGAAGAAGGCUGUACGCUACUCAUCCACGAUAUACUCAAAGGGAACAGCAUAACAUAUUUAUUCUAUGCAGAUCUAGGAGAACAAAACAGUGCUUUCCUGGGGGAGAAUAUCAAACUCUUUAUGUCAGAGCUAACCCAAAAGCCAGAGCGCCACGUGCCAGAGAUUCUUUUGGCUGAGAAGCCUGUGACCUUGAACUGUACCCUCAAAGGCACCUGCAAAGAAACCAAAGCCCUCUUCCACUCCUGGAAGAACUCAGCCGUCUCCAGCAGCUCCUCCUCAGUGCUGCACUUCACCCUGAGGCCUGAGGACCAUGGCAGCAUCCUCGGAUGUCACUUGAACUUCUCCCUAGCCAACAUGACCAAAAACAGCUUGGUCAAGCUCCAAGUAGUCUCACCUGCCAGGCUGUUCAAUUCCUCUUGUUCCUUGGAGAAGACAGUUCUGUGCAGCUGUUCCUUCCACGGGAUCCCCAAGCCCUCCGUGCAGUGGUGGAUGGGAGGUGUCCCUGUGACUGUGAAUAGCAUGGAUAACAUCCUCCGGGUGACUUCUUCCACACGUGCCCCCUGGGCCAACAGCACCAUCAACCUCAUCGGGGAGCCAGAAAUAGUCAUGAGACUUCGCUGUGAGGGGAAGAACCAAUAUGGAAUUCACACUUCCAGCAUCUUCCUGAUACCAAAUAAGAAAUCAGUUUCCAGUGUGUUCGUGAAAGGAUUAAUCCAGGGCAUUGUAUAUGGAGCCAUUGCAUUCUCAUUGCUCUUCUUCUGCCUCGUCCUCUUGUCAAUGAAGAUGCUUACCUGGUGGGAGGAGCAUCAGAGUCCCAAGACCAAAGAAGGCCUGCCCCUUAAGAAACCAGAGCUGCUGGAGGAACCAGAAGUACCCAAAAUGCCUGAAGCUGACACCCCACCAGACCGGACUGGAGGGCUCUGGAGAGAAAGAAGAGUGUAGACUCCGAGAUGGAUCACGGCACGCGGCCCAGGCGUGGAAACCUGGCCCAGGCAGAGGUGCGACUCCAUCCCAGACUCCAGACCCAGAGGCCGAAGCCCAGCUCUCAGCCAUUUCCUCGGGAAACAUGCCCCAGGGCCUCCCCAGUGCCAGCUGUCAUGUUAGCCAAUGUAGGGGACACGCCUAACACCUGACACCUGCCUGAGGGACACACCACCCCAGCAGCCAGGCUGACAGGAGCAGAAACAAAACACACAGGGACACGCCAAGCAGGCAGCACCAGGAAACAGGCUGCUGCCGCCACAGGGGCUGCUGUGAGCCCAGAGUGGAUCCAACCCAGCCUCAGCCUUCUUCAGAGAGAGAAACUGAAGCAUGCUCAGCAUGAUGGGAAGUGGCUGAAACCCUGAAGAACCCCCAAGAGCACAUCCACGGGGAUACUGGGAACCAUGAGGCCCCAUCCUCUGCACAUCUGCAUUGCAAACAGAGAAACUGAGGCUCACCGUGCCUCGGGCCACACUGCAAGGCUGUGCGCUGCUCAGGACUCCGGAACCCAGGACCCUUGCCCCCCGCUGCAGCAGCUGACCCUGUCCUGGACAUUUUCUCCUGACUUUAUGAGAGACCCUAGUGCCAAGGCUGCAAACUCAAACGCUCACAGCCACCGGGCAGGGAACAAGAAGGGCACAGCUGGCCUAAUGGGGGCCAUGUCUGUCUUGAAAGCAGCUGCCCCUCCUGAAGGCGGCCGCUCACAGUGGCGGAACUCCCUCCAACUCCUCCCCACCCCCUCCCCACAGGUCAGGAACACAGCUAGCUCUUCAUAUUUUUUUGUUUGUCUUUUGAGGAGAAUCCAGAGAUCUC